GAUGCUCUCUAUCGCGGACAGCUCGAACAAUGGAAGGCGCGUUCCAUAUUAUAAUUCAGUGUGUGUAACACAAUGUCCAUUAGUGUGAGAAAGAGCGUAUCAGUGUGUCUCACUCACACUAGUGGACUGUGUUGCACAGUGUCGCCUGUGUACGUAGCUGAAAAGCUCCCAGAGAAAGCAAAGUGAUCACACCGUAAUCAAGCGUAAUUGAGACGUGACAGAUCGAAGGAAAUGUAUUUGGUUUGCGCGCUUCGUAAGAUCGUUAUAGAAUUGCAAAUUUUUUGACAAUAUAAUAUAAUAGAAUGUACUUUCUAAUUUGCAAUAAUGCGAGCAUUGUCGAAAUUUAAUCAUUUUUCUUGGUUAAUGACCAUAAAUUUAUAUCAUGAUGUGAGCAGUGCAUAUCUAUAAAAGACAUUCUACGUUAUUUCUGGUGAAUCUACAAUAAACUAAAGUGACAGGAUGAUGAUGGGUGAUCAGUUUCGUAAGGUGGAACAGUAUUCGCCAAAAUCUUCACCAAGAGGUGCUCGUUCUCCAGUUGUAUCUCGUCAAGACUCCACAGGAACAUUGAAAACAACUAUUUCUCUUGGAAAGAAUCCUUCUAUUGUCCAUAGUGGACCUUUUUAUUUAAUGAAAGAACCGCCAGGAGAAAGUGAAUUAACUGGAGCAACAAAUUUGAUGGCAUAUUAUGGCUUGGAACAUUCAUAUAGUAAAUUUAGUGGUAAAAAGCUCAAAGAACAACUGUCAUCUUUUCUACCAAAUUUGCCAGGUAUCAUAGACAGGCCAGGACAUUUAGAUAAUAGUUCAUUGAGAUCAGUGAUUGAGAAACCACCAAUAGGUGGUAAAGAAUUAUUGCCCUUAACAAGUGUGCAGCUAGCAGGUUUUCGAUUACAUCCUGGCCCGUUGCCAGAACAAUAUAGAUAUGUAAAUCAAGCUCCUCAAAGAAAACACAAGAAUAAACAUAAAAAACAUAAACAUAAGCCUGGUGAGGUGCUUAGUGGACAAGAGGCUGCCACUACAGAUAUAGGUGGUUCCGAUACACAUGAAAAGAAACAUAAAAAACAAAAGAGGCACGACGAAGAAAAGGAAGCUAGGAAAAAGCGAAAGAAGGAAAAGAAAAGGAAAAAGCAAAAGCAUAGCCCUGAACAUACCGGUAGCCUUACACCGUCUCAGCAUUCCAACUCGUGAUCGUUAAUUCCUUUUCAGUUUAUGCCAAAUUUUUAGUUGAAAUCCGGGAAUGUACAAAAUGCCCGUACAAGUAUAAAAGUAUAUACGUGAUUAUUUAUUAUUUUUAAUGUAAAUGUAUCGCUUAUUUCUGAUAUUAAGUGAAACAAAAAGAAGAAAACUAUACAAAUCAUGUAUAUAUGUAACGUAUAAAGUUGUGUUUAUUUUUA
Pseudomyrmex gracilis is the source of this 1391-nucleotide messenger RNA. It is a transcript of the gene MED19, whose product is annotated as mediator of RNA polymerase II transcription subunit 19. The transcript has 5 exons. The record is from RefSeq and is a predicted model, not a curated record. NCBI's taxonomy places the organism in Eukaryota, Metazoa, Arthropoda, Insecta, Hymenoptera, Formicidae. Gene Ontology annotation, molecular function: transcription factor binding; transcription coregulator activity. Gene Ontology annotation, cellular component: mediator complex. Bases 460 to 1185 code for a protein of 241 amino acids. Gene Ontology annotation, biological process: positive regulation of transcription by RNA polymerase II.